This is a messenger RNA of Macadamia integrifolia, 1612 nucleotides long. Its product is annotated as mucin-2-like. The coding region runs from base 700 to 1548 and encodes 282 amino acids. The record is from RefSeq and is a predicted model, not a curated record. Lineage: Eukaryota; Viridiplantae; Streptophyta; Magnoliopsida; Proteales; Proteaceae. The transcript has 2 exons.
UGGUAUUAAGGGCAUAACAAGCUCCAUCGAGCUCUAUCCCUCCCUCCCUGCUCCAACUCCAAUGAGUUGUGUGCACCCCAUGGCUGCUACACCAUCGUCCUCUCCAGACAUCCAACAAAACCCACCACCCGUCCUAUCCUCCAUUACUCCAUUCUCUCCCUCCAUCAACCAGGCCCAUCACUACACCUCCUUGAAGCUCACCUCCAUGAACUUGCUCUUAUGGCAUACUAGCUUGAGCCAUUUCUUGAUGGCUAGAAUCACCUAGGCUACAUCGAUGGCACUCUCACUUGCCCCACCGAUCCAACUGCAGCUUUGGUGUGGCAAAAACAGGACUCCAUGAUUCGGAUUCUCCUUAUUGCAUCUUUAUCUGAGGAAGUUUUUCCUUUGAUUGUUGGGAAAAAAAAAAACAAGCCAUGAUAUUUGGGACGCCUUGGCCAAUGCGUUCUCUUCUGCAUCAACAUCUUGUAUCAUGUCCUUAAAGAUGGCCCACCAAGAAUUAACUCCAAAGCCCGAUGCAACUGUCUCCCAGUUCAUGCAAUGGGGAAAAACCAUCUCUGAUAAACUUAAUGAUGCUAGUAAUCCACUGCCUCCCAAUGACUAUAAUAUGUAUAUUUAUCUUGACCUCAAAUCUGACUUCCGCGACAUUGUCACUUCCCUGCUCACUCGCAAUGAGCCACUCUCCUAUGAGGAUCUUCACUCAUGCUUCUAAGCCAUGAGUUUCUACAUGGCAUUUCUAUGAACAAGUUAGUUAUUGCCGACUCUACUAACUCUAAUGGUGCCCCCACUACAAAUACAGCCCAGCGUAGUUCCACCAAAGAUUCUUCACCGGACCCCGCUACAAGUGGCUGUUCCAACCGUGGCUGUGGUCGUGCUCAUGGCCAGGGCCGUGGUAGGGUGGUGGUUGCGGUCAAUAGGGAUGUUUCUGGUGUUAAAUCUGCAACAGGACCAACCACACGGCUGCUACAUGUUAUUACUGUCCCCAACCGACCAACCACCCACCUGCCCCCUAUACCACCUAUUCCUCGCCCAAUCCCGCCGACUCUCCAUAUCCCCACCUUGCCGCCUAUCACACCUACCCAUCUCCCAACCCUUUUCCCACCAAUAACACUACCUGGUUUCCCAAAAUGGGAGCCACACACCAUGUUACCCCCGACCUCCAUCACCUAUCCUCCUCUGAGGCUUAUACCGGUCAGGAUCAUCUCUAAGUUGGCAAUGGAUCUGAAAAUUAGGCGUACUCUACUCUCAAGGCCAAAUAAAGGGGAUCUCUCCACCCUUCCAAUCUCUUCCUCUCCAUCGCCCUCAGUUAGUCUUGUGGAACUAACCUCUUUUGAUGGUUGGCACCAGCGUCUUGGUCACCCCCAUGAAAGAGUGCUACAUCAAAUAAUAAGUAAUAAUAGUCUUCCAUGUAGUUCUCUUAAAUUAUGUCCUCUUUGUCCUGCCUGUCAGUUGGGCAAGGCUUCUCGUUUAUCUUUGUCAGAGACGCAUACACGUAGUUCUUUUCUUUUAGAUGUUAUUUUUUCAGAUGUAUGGGGACCUUCCUUUUUCUAGUCGGUUGAUGGUCAUUGUUACUUUAUUAUCUUUGUUGAUGAUUGCACAAAAUUUAUUUGGUUUA